CGCAGCCCCCUGAGACCUCCUUGGCCACGGGCUGCCGUCCUGGGGACGCAGGUGCUGCGAGCAGGACCCCGGCACCACGGCCCUGCAAAGGCAUCGAGCCGGGCCCUCGCCCUCCUCUUCCUCUUCCUCCUCCUCCUCUUUGCGUGCGAAGGCCCUCUCCCAGCGUUGGGGUACCUCCAGGUUCCCUCUCAGGGCACCGUGACCUGCCCCCCCACCCCCCGCGCGGGCCAUGCCCACACCGUGCCUGCGGUGGGUGAGCUGGCAGCCCUGGCACCAGGUUUGCCGUCACUUCUGCUUUCGGGGCGGCGCAAGCCCCGGCAGCGCAGCUCAGCGCAGCGGCCGGUGGGGCUGAGCAGGCUGGGGAGGGGGGGGAGCUCCCACAGGGCACCGAGCACCCCAGGGAAGGGCGGGUGACCCCUUUUUUUGGGAUGCACCCCGCAUCCCGCCCGCCCUUGCCGGAGGGGUACACGCAGCCCCCGGCCCUCGGCAGCCCCGCUCCUGGUGUGACGUCGAUGCACCACCGGGCUCUCCAAAACCACAGCCGCUCUUCCUCGCCCGCCUUCCCUUCCCCGCCCGGGCCGGAGGCGCAGGCGGAGGGUGGCACGCGACGCCCCUCGGCUCUUGGCAUUCGCCGGGCUCCGGGGCCGCCUUCGCGCCCCCGCGCCGGUGCAGCUGGGCCCUCGCUGGUGAUGCCCGCCGGCGCUGCAGCUCGGGGUCCCGCGGCGUCCCCCGGCAGAGGUCCCAUGGCGCCGGGCCGGGCCGUGCUGGUGAUGCUGGUGAUACUGGUGCUGGCGCUGAGCACCCUGCGGGUGUGCGGGGCCGUGCCGCUGCUGGAGCCGGGACAGCACCGCGGCAUGCAGUGGGUCUGGGGGGUGGCGGGGCAGGUGCAGGAUGAGGCCCUGCCGCUCUCCCGCAGGAAGAGGGCUGACGGUGAGCAGCAGCCCAGCGCCACCGCUGCCACGCCGGGGCACGGCCUCGCUGCCACCGCGAUGGCCGGCAGCAAUGACACCGAUUUCACUGAGCCUGACCCGCUGCUGGGCUCCGCGCCACCACCAGCGCCCAGCACCAACGCCAGCCUGCACCGGGCACUCGCGGUGCCGACCACGGCCGAGCCCCUGGACGAGACCGAGUCCCCUGACCCUGACCUGCUGCUGAGCUCCGCACCACCAGCAGCACCCAGCACCAACGCCAGCCUGCACUGGGCGCUUGCCGUGCCGACCACAGCCGAGCCCCUGGACGAGACCGACCCCCCUGACCCCGACCUGCUGCUGAGCUCCGCACCACCAGCAGCACCCAGCACCAACGCCAGCCUGCACCGGGCACUCGCGGUGCCGACCACGGCCGAGCCCCUGGACGAGACCGAGUCCCCUGACCCCGACCUGCUGCUGAGCUCCGCACCACCAGCAGCACCCAGCACCAACGCCAGCCUGCACUGGGCACUCGCGGCACCGACCACAGCCGAGCCCUUGGAUGAGACCGAGUCCCCUGAUCCCGACCUGCUGUGGGCGCAGCACAGCACGCAGGCAGCACCCCAGACCAGCACCACCACCCCCCCCAGCCGGCUCAUGUCACCCGGCGAGGAGGGGACAGUGGCUGACGGCACGGACAGCAACUCCUCCGCGGAGCUGCGCUCGGCGGCCCCCCCAGCCCUCGGCCCCACCGCCACGGGUUACAAGAAAGUCAAGAAAGCCGGAGCCACCCCCACGCCGACCCCUUGGGACACGAAGCCCGGGGGAACCACGGUGCCGGUGGGCACCCUCAGCAGGGUGAUGGGCAAGUGCCUGCUGGCCAUCCUGCUGCUGGCGCUGGUGGCCGCCACCUUCAUGGUGUGCACGGGGGUGCUGGGCGCCCUGCUCUGGCGACGCACGCGGACGGCACACCGCCGGCUCAGCCACACUGAGAUGGUCUGCAUCUCCUCCCUGCUGCCCGACGGCGAGGUGGUCGCCAACGGCCCCAAGCCCGGCCCGGCCCGGCGGCAGAAGCUGCUGCAUGAAGGCGGCACCGAGGCGGAUGGCGACAACCUGACUCUCAGCAGCUUCCUGCCGGAGCACUCCUGAGCCGCGGGGAUGGGGUCCUGCACACCAGAGCGUCGGGGGGGCCAGCGGCCACCCUGUGGGCACGGUGCCCGGUCCCCGGUGCUGCUGCGGGCAGGGGACCCCCAUCCCCCUGGGUUUGUGUUCUAACUCGGACCGGCGUGAUGGGGAACUGUUUUACCCCAGGUCGAGCUCACCCGUCGAGGUUGACCCCAUUAAAGUGUUA
Molecule: messenger RNA, 2259 nt
Organism: Grus americana (Whooping crane)
Lineage: Eukaryota; Metazoa; Chordata; Aves; Gruiformes; Gruidae
Gene: SELPLG
Product: selectin P ligand
Exons: 2
Coding region: 429-2057 (542 amino acids)
Biological process (GO): leukocyte tethering or rolling; hemopoiesis
Cellular component (GO): plasma membrane
Source: RefSeq, a predicted model, not a curated record